Messenger RNA from Pimephales promelas (fathead minnow), 2924 nucleotides. It is a transcript of the gene slc19a1, whose product is annotated as solute carrier family 19 member 1. Lineage: Eukaryota; Metazoa; Chordata; Actinopteri; Cypriniformes; Leuciscidae. Gene Ontology annotation, biological process: folate transmembrane transport. The record is from RefSeq and is a predicted model, not a curated record. Gene Ontology annotation, cellular component: plasma membrane; basolateral plasma membrane; apical plasma membrane. Gene Ontology annotation, molecular function: folic acid binding; folate:monoatomic anion antiporter activity.
UUGUGCGCGCGGUAUUGCAUGCAUGCAUGUGUCUCGUGGAUUUUAGACUGAACGGUUCUCAGUAACAUAUUUGGUACGUGUUGUCAUCCCGUUCUGAUGGGUUAAAGUCUUUUAAUAAUAUUUUUAGUCUCAUAGAUUAUUAGACUCAACACGAAAGGAUUUAAUUUGACCGCAGGAAAAGCAACAGAAUCACAAUGUGUGUUCCUGUUAGGUAACAUGUCUGGAACCUGGAAGUUGAGCAAAGAUUUACAGCAUCAGUUGUAUUGCUGUAACAUGGUGGAAGUUAUUAUAUGCAAUGAAAGGACAGAGGAUAGUAAGGAGGAAAUGAGGACUGAUGGCAAUGGACACACUGCAGAAAAUGUGGCUCCUGAGUCAGUCAUCUUUGAAACCAAGGAAGACCUGGAAGUCCAAACGCAGAAGACCAGUUCCUGGAUAUGGUCCGUUGUUUACCUUUGUUUCUAUGGCUUCAUGGUGCAGCUGAAGCCUGGAGAGCCGUUUAUCACACCAUACCUGCUCAGUACAGAGAAGAACUUCACCAGAAAUCAGGUUACCAAUGAGAUCACCCCAGUCCUCACAUAUUCCUAUAUGGCCGUGCUGGUGCCUGUGUUUCUGCUGACAGAUUACCUACGCUACAAACCUGUGCUGAUCCUUCAAAGCUUGAGUCAUGUUUCCAUUUGGCUUUUGCUGCUUUUGGGCCACUCUUUGUUGGAGAUGCAGUUUAUGGAGUUCUUUUACGGCAUCACCAUGGCUGCCCGUGUGGCAUACUCCUCCUACAUAUUCUCGCUAGUACCGGCGUCUGUUUACCAGCGUGUAGCUAGCUACUCCCGCUCAGCUGUGCUCAUGGGAGUCUUCACGAGCUCUGUGCUGGGUCAGAUGUGUUUGUCCCUAGGGAAUGUAUCAUACACAACGUUAAGCUUGGUCUCUCUGGGGUUUGUCAUUUUUGGGCUACUUUUGUCUUUCUGCUUGCCAUGGCCCAAACGUAGCAUGUUUUUCAACCAAGCCCGCCUAGAGAAGGAGAGGAAGGAAGCAGCUCAAUCGGAAUUGGACAGAAUUAAUCCUGAAAAGAAGGAUGGCAGUGUGGCAGCACUGGGCAGUAACCACAAUUCCCUGUCCUGGGCAAAUUCUGUGUUUGUUCAGAUGCUGAAGGAGUUAAAGAAUGUUGUGAAGGUACCUAGUUUAAGGCUUUGGAGCUUGUGGUGGGUCUUCAACUCCACUGGUUACUAUUUAGUUGUGUUUUAUGUGCACAUCUUGUGGAAUAAAGUCUACCCUGCCAUAGAAAACAAGCAUGUCUACAAUGGAGCGGUUGAGGCUGCCUCUACAUUAUUAGGUGCAAUCGCGUCAUUUGCAGCAGGCUAUGUGAAAAUUCGAUGGAAUCUGUGGUCUGAACUGGUGAUUGGAUUGAUUACUGCGGCACAGGCCGGUCUACUGCUUCUCAUGGGCCUCACAGGAAAUAUCUGGGUUUGCUAUGUGUCAUAUGCACUUUUCAGAGGCUUCUACCAGUUCCUUGUGCCUAUUGCCAUUUUCCAGAUUGCUUCCUCUCUCACAAAAGAAUUGUGUGCUUUAGUGUUUGGAGUAAACACCUUUCUUGGAACAAUUCUGAAGACGGUCAUCACUAUAAUUGUGGUUGAUAAGAGUGGAUUAGGUUUGGAUGUUCAUUCUCAGUUUUUUGUUUAUUUCUUUUACUUCACUCUGUUGACUGUGAUUUAUCUGGGAUGUAGUGCCUUUAUCGUCACGUGUCAUUACCGCAAUCAAAGAUCAGGACAGGAAGCUACGGAAGUAGCCAUAGCCACUGAACUUAGUCCCAUGGCAUCAGCUGCCGGCGACGGUACAACCGCACAUAAUGGAACCAGCAUCAAGACAUGAGAUUCAAAGGAAUUGUGCCGACAGGAGUAAUAUAUAGUUUUAAAUGAAAUGCCAAUUGCUGUCUGGUAGCUGAAGCUGACUGAUGUCAGAACAUGUAUCCCAAGGAACAAGGAAAACAGAUGACAGACAUGAUCUUUUUAUUUUUUAUAGUUGCAGAAGUAUCUAUCCAAACAAUUGGUUGCAAUUUUAGCAGUCAUGACUGGAAUGGUGCAUAACUAUAUCUCUCAUAAAGUUUGAGAUAUAAAUUAUUAGGUGCAUGCCUGGCUAAAGUGAGGGGUCUUGACAUAAGUAUGUCUGAGCCCCAAACAUUGUCCGUGCAGCUAUGAUAAAAUCAGUCUGAUACAAUCAUAUUUCUGGAUCUGGCAUUUUGAACCAUCUGAUUGAGACCUCUGCAAGCAGCUUGAAUCUCUUUGACUGUCUUUAUUUACUCUUUAUACAACAGCACUGUGAUGUUUUACUGUUUAUAUCACUGUUAUAAUUGUCUCUGUUUAUAAAUAGAAACAUCAUAAAAGCAUAAAUGGGAUCUUUUAGGAACGCUUUUUACCAUUACAUAAUUAUGGCACCAAGUGCCUUUUUGUGUUAUAAGCUAGUUAUUGAAUAAUUCACGAAAAAACACAGAUCCAUUCAGCUACAAAACCACACUACUGUGUGUUGCUUGGAGACACAAUGGUUGCUCAUGCUUUGGCUUGUAAAUUAGUAGAGCUAAUUAGAUAACUGGCAAUAUUGUUACAUAUACACUAUUGUUCGAACGAUAGGGUCGGUAUGACCAGUAACCAAUAACAAUAAUGACUUUAUUUUUUUUUCAAAUAAAAAUUACAGAAUUUUUAAGAGUGAAACAUCCAGUGACAAGUAAAACAUGGGUUUUAUUUAUUUAUUAAUGUAAGUGCCAUUGAAAAGGCAGUAAAUAGAAGUAAAAAUGGCUUUUGGAGAUUUUUAUUUUAGUGGUCACAUUUGAAUACAGCAGGCGGUGCUAGACUGCAAUGGGCUAAAACUCCUUAAAAUUGUGUUCAAGUUAUAUGUAAUAAAAUAAAAUAAAUAUUAAUAAAAAACUAACAACUUUA